Temnothorax curvispinosus is the source of this 2135-nucleotide messenger RNA. Its product is annotated as EF-hand domain-containing family member B-like. The transcript is spliced from 6 exons. The record is from RefSeq and is a predicted model, not a curated record. Lineage: Eukaryota; Metazoa; Arthropoda; Insecta; Hymenoptera; Formicidae.
UUAAAUCUCGUCAAGUGGUGCAACAAGCGCGCGAACGCACGAACUGCUUUCCCGGAUAACGGUGCGUCAAUAAACGCCACAUUGUACGAAUUCUGCGAAACUGCGACGAUAAAUAAUAAGAAUAUUACUCGUCUCGCGGUAAUGGCGGUUAAACGGUUUUCUGCUGCGAAAUUAUUAGACAAUAUAUCGUCGAGAUGCGUCGUCGUGCUCCGUCAGCGCGUACACAUCUCGUCUACGUUUACCUAUCGUUGCACGAUUGAAUUGUAAUUAAUUAUCUCGCUUUCCUUCCGGAAAAGCUCGUGGCACACGUCGCAUAGCGCUCCCGACUUAUUUAGCUAUCUGAGAAUAAAUAAUCGCGUUACUCUGCUCGCUGUUAAUAUGCGCCGUGGAAACAAAAAACAACGCGCAGAGCCGCAGAGAAAAAUGCUAAAUACCAGAGAUUACCCAAGAGCAUGCAACUAUCUAUUUACAUUAUUGCGUAAUGCGAGCGCACAGAGGUAAUUAACGGAAUAAUUAAUCGGCGCGCAACAAGACGCCGCGUCGGCUCUUUAAACGCCGCAAAUCCAUCUCGGGGAAUUAAACAGGCGGAAAAAAGUUGGCACCAGCCGACCAACUUCAUUCGAUAUAUCCCUCGCGUAUAACGUUACGUCGCGUUAGGCCAUAUUCCGUUUCUGCCGUUUCAUUGCAAAACUAGGCACGGUAUAUUCCGUUACGCGAUAUCGCAUUGUGUCAUUGUGUGAGACAUAUAGGUAAUCCCUUAAUGAUCGUUCGCGAGAGAGACACGAGAGUACUCCCCGGUAAAACAUCGAGAAACGGUUACUGAGUUUUGUCAAGUUAAUGUUACGUUGAAAACUUGAUCUCCAAAAAUUUUAAAUUAAAUAAAAAGAUGGGAAAUAUCGAGCAGGAAAUAUCGUGCUAUAAAAAUUAUUUUCCAAGUUACGGUAAAAUGCUUCGAUUUUUAUGUCCUUGUAUGUAAUAUAUACCGUCUAUUACUUUGACAUCUUAAAGUUGAUCACACAUAUAUAUACAUGUAAAAGGAAAAUCAAUGUCUGAAUAUACUUCUAUUCCUGAUUCCUGUGCGUAAUCUGAAACGUCAUCAUCAUCACAUUUAUCAUCAUUUCUCUUUUAUUUUGUACGUCAUAACGUUAGGGUUAUACGUAACCUUUUUGUAAUUAAUUCUCGUUUAGAUUUUUGUGGAAGCGACUAUGAAACAAGUACUUGAAAUUGAGGGAAGCGCGACGAUACAAGAAGGUAUUGCACGUUCUUGGUACCGAAAAUCACAUAAUUAUUAUGAGCCAUCAGAACAAAUUACAAGAGAGGAUCCAGAAUUGUCGCGUUUCAAUGCAGAUAUCGUACACGGUAGAAAGAAUAUCAAAGACGAAUUAGGUGUAUCAGACAUUUUACGUGAUUUUGAUUUGAACGAGCAAGAGGUUUUCCGGUGGCAAUGUUUACAAGAUUUAAAUGAUUUUCGUCGAAAACUCAAAAAACGCAUGCCGGAAGUGCCAUUCUUGGACAUGGAGGAUGAGUUUUCUCGUCUGGACAAGAAUCAUGUCGGGGUUCUACCUGAAGAUGAGGUUUUCCUGAUUUUUGACCGGCAUCGCAUAUAUCCAAACAAGAAAUUUCUCGUACCGUUAAUGGACAAAUUGCAGUUGCGUGAAGAUGGAAAUGUUAAUUACAGGGACGUGCUGAAGCUUUUGAAUUGGAAGCACAGUUUACCCGUUCUACCAACGAUAAAACAAUAAGCGUCAGUGGCGAGUCCAGAUUGUACUACAUCAUAUAAUGACAGCAUAAGAAAUAUUCAGACAACUGAUAGCGCAAGUAUAUAUCCAGACAAGGAGAACUUGGGCGAUCAAACCUCCGUUCAUUGCUUAAUAUCGCCCAGCAUAUUCACAAGAUACGGCUUGACACAUAUAGAUUUUUUCAAGACUCGCGACAAGGAAGAAAUACGAAGCAUAUUCGUGAACAUUGGUUUCGAAUUUCCAGAGGAUAGUUUUGAUACGCUUUGGCAGGAAGGACGGAGGAAGGAUUGCUGCACCGACGGCGUGUGCGUGGAAACAUUUCAAGAGUUACUCGCCACGUUGGGUCUCGUGGCAAAGAAAAUUACAUGUAGCUAGGAUAUAAACAAAAUCUGUCUU